AUGGCGACAACGCAAACAGGCAUCAUUAUCAUCUCCAUUAUCAUCAUCAUCAUCAUCAUCAUCAUCAUCAUUAUCUCAUUCAUUAUAUUCAUCACCAUCUUAAUCUUCAUCUCCAUCGUCAUCAUCUCCUUCAUCAUCUUUAUUAUCUUCAUCUCCAUCAUCAACAUCAUCUCCAGCGUCAUCAUCAGUGUCGAGACAAUCACGGUCAUUCCAUCUGAUGCGCACAUACAAGGCAACUUAAUGCUGGCCUCGGCAACACAGUUUGUGCUGGGAGCCACCGGCCUUGUUGGCUUCUUUCUCAGGUUCAUCGGUCCGCUCACUGUCGCCCCGACGAUCACAGUCAUAGGACUGUAUAUAGGACAGUUUGCCUUGUCACUUUGUGAGCAGCACUGGGGAAUAGCUUUUCUAUCCUUGGCGCUGAUGAUCAUAUUUGCCCUCUUCUUGUCCACCAUUCGGGUUCCACUUGCAACAUAUUCAAAACGAGAGGGUUUCCAUGCAAGUAGGACACCGAUCUUUGAGCUGAUACCUGUCAUCCUCUCCGUCGGGAUUACGUGGCUCCUGUCGUUUGUCUUGACGGUGACGGACGUUUUACCCAGCAACUCCACCCAGCACGGGCAUAUGGCCAGGACUGACGUCAGAAUCAACGCCCUCUACGAUUCACCUUGGUUUUACUUUCCACUUCCGUUUCAGUUUGGAAUGCCUACAGUCAGUGCAGCAGGAUACGUUGGAAUGCUGGCCGCUACAAUUGCUUCUACCAUCGCAUCUACCGGGGACUAUUUCGCUACAGCGCGUGUGGCGGAAGUUGUUCCGCCGCCGCCUCACGCCGUGAAUAGAGGUAUAGCAACGGAGGGUUUUUCAAGCACUAUCGGCGGAAUGAUUGGUGGAAUCUGCGCAAGCACUUCCUACAGUGAAAAUAUAGGUGCCAUUGCUAUUACAAAGAUUGCAAGCAGGAAGGUGUUUGUCACAGCCGGCAUUCUCCUGGUUUUGGCUGGCGUGAUUGGCAAGAUCGGCGCUGUUUUCACUAUCAUCCCCGACCCUAUCAUUGGCGGGGUGAACCUCAUCACCCUGGGUAUGGUGACGGCCGUGGGCGUGUCCACACUGCAGUUCAUUGACCUCAGGUCGUCACGGAACCUCAUGAUAAUCGGGACGUCAAUGAUGCUGGGACUGAAGAUUCCCGACUGGAUGGCUACACACUCCCAGGCCAUUGAUACAGGAAGUGCCAAUUUUGACCAGGUGCUGACAGUGCUGCUGUCGACACCCAUGUUUGUUGCCGGAUUCACUGGCUGCUUCCUGGAUAACCUUGUGCCAGGCACCGAAGAGGAGCGAGGCAUUACGAAAUGGCGUUUGAGUAAGGAAGGGUCUGGCGACUAUUACAUAACAGGCGAAGAUACAUACGAGUUUCCCUAUGUCACUCAGUUCAUCAGAAGGAUAAAAUGUUGUGGUUACUUCCCUAUGUCUCCUACAUUUGACAAGGAAUUCAGCUGCGGUUGUUGUUGUAAGAAAAGGUCAAAUAGUUCUUCAUAUGCUGUAGACAAUCCCGUUGCGAUGGGAAAUAUAGAGAAACUGUAGCCAUGCACAUGUCAGAGCAUCUACGUUUCAGUUUAACACAAACCCAAACAUUUGCUUCGAACGUUACAGUUUUUAGCGAAAUCGUCCAUGAAACAAUUGCAAAUUCACAAGUACACUACCUCUAGCAAUCGGUUGAAAUUCAAGAAUGCAAUGUGGCAGCUCGAUAAUUUAGCUUGUUUUCGUAGCAAUGUAUUUGUUUUGUCAAGCAAAGUUUCUAAACGAAACGUAAUGUUCAAUGACACAUAUGCUGAUAUUGACUUUAUUCGCCACGACAAUAAUCCAGCGAUGGAAGCUUUAAUCAUCUGGAAUCUUCAUCUGAUUGUUCGAGAGAAGGGAUGUGAAAUGGUUCAUUCUACUUAUUCAAGAAUGCAUUGGAAUUAAAGAGACAACACUGUUUCCAUAUUCAGAGGAAAUCUGUGCCAAAAACAGAGUCGUUUGUACGAUUCCGAAACUGCAAACUUCUUUCCUUCUUCCUUUAACUCUCAUAAUAAGCCCGUCCAGUAACACACCCACAAAGGCUAACACAAUGCAUACUUAAAACCUCAUCUGAGGUUGGGAUUCUCGUGGAACGGACCUAUUCAAAGUGAUUUAGAGGCUGGCCUUGGACUUAUCCUAACACCGGUGUUCUACUAUGAAAGCAACCAUGUAUCGUGAGGGCAAUUGGAUUCAGAUUCACUUUAUUCAGAAUUCCAGGCCAUCUAACUCAUAGUGCAUUACAGUUAGCUAAAAUAUAGUUUAUGUAGGGAAUGGCUUUUGGGUACUUUUACAUAUACCACUUUUUUAUAGGCAUAGCUUGCUUUUAAUAAACUUGAGCACAUAAGAAAAUGGU
Molecule: messenger RNA, 2398 nt
Organism: Haliotis rufescens (red abalone)
Lineage: Eukaryota; Metazoa; Mollusca; Gastropoda; Lepetellida; Haliotidae
Product: solute carrier family 23 member 2-like
Exons: 9
Coding region: 1-1569 (522 amino acids)
Biological process (GO): transmembrane transport
Cellular component (GO): membrane
Molecular function (GO): transmembrane transporter activity
Source: RefSeq, a predicted model, not a curated record